Messenger RNA from Drosophila biarmipes, 1473 nucleotides. RefSeq lists its product as uncharacterized. The transcript has a single exon. Gene Ontology annotation, cellular component: pericentric heterochromatin. The record is from RefSeq and is a predicted model, not a curated record. Bases 19 to 1278 code for a protein of 419 amino acids. NCBI's taxonomy places the organism in Eukaryota, Metazoa, Arthropoda, Insecta, Diptera, Drosophilidae. Gene Ontology annotation, molecular function: chromatin binding. Gene Ontology annotation, biological process: negative regulation of transcription by RNA polymerase II; chromatin organization.
UUGUGUUCCUGCGAAAACAUGCCUGGUGGGCAGCCGGACGAACCCCGCGGCUCUCCGGCCGUACCUGAGCCGGUGUUUAUCGUCGAGAAGAUCAUCGGCAAACGCAUCGCGAACAGUCGCCUCCAGUUCCUGGUAAAAUGGGAGGGAUUCCCCAAGACAUCGAACUCCUGGGAGCCCAUAGAGCACGUGUCGCACUGCUGCGACCUGAUAGGCAACUUCGAGAAGGAGCUGGUGAGGCAGGGCUUGGCCAGGGAGUUGGCAACAAGUAACGAACCAGUAGCGAAAAUCCUGGAUAAGCGCCUCGUGGACGGCUGCGUCCAGUACCUGGUGAAAUGGCGGAGCUAUCCCCAGGAGGACAACAGCUGGGAGCCCCUGGAGGCCCUGAGCCACUGCUUGGACCUCCUUGGCGACUUCGAGGCGCAGCUGAUGGCCAGGAGCCAGGCACAGGAGGCGCAGUUCGUGGCUCAAAGCCAGGCCCAGGAGGCACCUUUCAUUCCUCCUAGUCAGGGUCAGGAGGCGACUUCCUCGGCCGGGAGCAGCCAGUGGCCUUCCGGCAGGUCAAAGCGAAUGAGAUCGCUAUCUAAGGAUCCGCUAGUUGGUCAACAAGCCGCGAGCAAUACGCUUGCAGUGACAAAGCGCAGGCGCAGGGGUCCCCUUCCCCGACGAGAAGCUUGCAUUGUGCUCUUGGACGAGUCCAGCGACCUUGGGGCCCCAGAAGCAGCAGUGGCAUCUCAAUCGGAAGCAGCUCCAUCGGCAGUGAUCAAUCCUCCUGUAGUGAUAAAACGCAGGCGCAGGCGCCUUCCCCGACGAAAAGCAAGCAUUGCGCUUUUGCACGAGUCCAGCCACCGUGUGACCCCAGAGGCAGCAUUGACAUCUCAAUCGGCAGCAGCUCCGCCGGCCCAGGAAACGAACGAACCGAGCAUCAGUGAGCAGCCACCAUCGGAUGUCUUGGCAAUGGAGCCAGUGGGUGCUGGGGCUCCCAGCGCAUCGAAUAUGCCGAGCCCGGACACGGAGCAGGAGGAGCUGCCAAGCUGCAGCAGCGUGUCCAAUCCAGCCCCGCAUAGCUGGAAAAUGCCGCCGUGCAAGAGCACUUUCGGCCUAAUGCGCGGCUUGGAGCUGGACAAGGUUUGUCACAGCUUUGCGGUGCGCGAGCAUCUCUUCCUGUUUGUCACCUGGAAGGGCUGUCCAAAGGUGGACGCUGUGCCGCUGGCAGACCUCGCGAAGGUAUACCCAAUAGAAGUUUUGCGCUACUUUCAGAGCUUGGAAAAGUUACCUUAGGGUAACCAAAAGAGAAACAAGACAAACCAAACAACCAAAGAUUUAUUUAUGCAGCCUCACUGCAAGUACAAACACACUCUUGUUUGUGAUGAUGAUGUACCUUCGGCACGUUUACCAAUAAAACCACACCAUAUGUAAACUCAUUCAAGUUGCCUAAGCCUGCGAAAGUAAACAAUGCGAAUAAGCCAAGUUCAA